CGGCGCGCUCUCGAUUUCGUCGAACUGAAGCCUCGUGGUCGAACCGUCGGUGUCGUUUCACCUCGAACAACAAGGAACUUCAUCAUUUCCCCAUCGCACCACCAUCGACUGACAAGCAAUCGGUCCUUGCAACGAAAUUAACUCGAAAAAUCCGCGCCCGAAAAGCAAAAAUCGCGCCGCGGGUUAAUUGUGUUUACUUUCCGCGAUUUUUCCCCUUUGUCGGUUCGAUGCUUAUCAAAAUUCCGCGCGUGUGAUUUCGGGUGUCGCGUCCGAGGAACCCGAUUGGCGUGACGUUUCGCUGGUAACAAUUCAAUGGUCGAAAAUUGAAUUUCUGAGCCGGUGUUUGUUUUCGCAGGGCCCGUACAUUUUCCGAAGGAUAAUCGAGUUUCCUUUGAUUUCGUGGAACUCGCGAGCCGCGCGGGCGAAUGGCGCGCGUGUGUGGGCUCGUGAAACGAAACGAAGUUCCGUUUCGCGUGUCCUUGCCGAGGUAAACAUUCGAGGGGAGACAUUAAGCACUCGACACCGCGGUGGAACCCCGAGUCCUGGGAAGAAGGCAGGAAGGAAACGUCACCUCGGGACACCGAGCGAGAAAGAUGGAAAAAGUGCUGAACGCGACGUCGUUCCCCACCAUUGAAGGCGACGACGAUAAUUUGUACGUGCCAUACGAUCAGCGACCGGAAACGUACAUCGUACCUGCGGUAUUCAUAUUAAUCCUGGUGGUGGGUGUAACUGGAAACGGAAUUCUCGUGCUCACCUUACUGCGACACGCCAACAUGAGAAACGUUCCGAACACUUACGUGCUCUCUCUGGCUUUGGGCGAUCUUUUGGUGAUCGUGACGUGUGUGCCGUUCACGUCGAUCCUCUACACGAUCGAGUCAUGGCCGUGGGGUCUGGCAGUUUGCAAAUUAUCGGAGUGCGCCAAGGAUAUUUCGAUCGGCGUUUCAGUUUUCACUCUGACUGCGUUAUCGGCCGAGAGGUACUGCGCCAUCGUGAAUCCCAUUCGUCGCCACGUCGCAGGAUUGAGCGCGAAACCGCUAACGAUACUUACAGCUUCCCUCAUUUGGGUCCUGGCGAUUGUCCUGGCGAUGCCAGCUGCUCUUUUCUCUCACGUGCCCACUGUGGAGUUGCAGGCUAACCACAGCAUCCUGAUUUGCAGUCCCUUCCCCGAAGAAUUCGGCGAAAGCUAUCAAAGAGGGAUGGUGCUGUUCAAGUUCCUGGCAUACUACGCGAUACCCCUCUGCGUGAUAGCUGGAUUCUAUCUGGGAAUGGCGCGACACCUUGAACUUUCCACGAGAAACAUGCCUGGAGAGUUGUCUACUGGAGGCCAUCGUAUGGAACAAAUUAAAGCACGAAGAAAGGUUGGAAAGAUGGUGAUCGCCUUCGUGAUCAUCUUUGUAAUUUGUUUCCUGCCGUAUCACACGUUCAUGCUGUGGUUCCACUUCUGCCCGUCGUCCAAGGAGGAUUUCGACGACUUCUGGCACGCAUUCAGGAUCCUCGGCUUCUGUCUGAGCUUCGUCAACAGCUGCGUCAAUCCGAUAGCCCUGUACUUUGUCAGCGGGACCUUCCGCAAGAGAUUCAACGAGUACCUGUGCUGUCGCCUGUCGAAGAGGUCCUUGAGCGUUUGUCGAACGGAAACGACGGGUAGUUUAGAGAGGAACGGUAAUCGUUUGACUCAAAGAAGACGGAUCGGAGGACACGGUGGCCAUUACGAAACCAGUUUCGGAUCUACGUUUCGAAGGCACACUCAGGAACUGAACUCAACCGCUGUUUUCGAGCUGGGGAGCGAGGAGAGGCCUACCUGAGACUUAGGUUGAUGACCCCCCGUAGACCAAUCUCCAGACAUAUUUCUCGGGAAGAGUUCAAAACGUCGCGCUUUUUCUAGAUAGAAUCCCAGCUAUGCAUCACGGCUGAGGCGGUAUCACGUACCAAGCCAAGGACGCGAACAUCCACCUCUGAUAACUGAAAAUAAUGUGCCUAGUCUUUUACUUUUUGCCAUUAUGUAAUAGUUAUUAAUAUUCAUUUUUGCUUCAUUAUCCUGUGCUAUUCGAUUACAUUUUAUUUGUACACUCUGCUAUUCGUGUAAAGGGUGAGAUAUUUAAGGGGUUGCACCAACAAUGGGGGGUAGGAAACAAUCAAAAUUUCUUCUAAAUCUAAAUUUUGUUCUUAUUUCUAUAUUUUCUAUAGAAUUAAUGAUGUAUCUAUUUCUAUUUCUUUUGAUAUAAAUUUUUAUCGGUAUUCGAUGUUAUUUUAAUUUUAUUCUACUUUUGGUUUUAAUCUCUGAUGGAAACAGACACGAAUGAACCUUAGGUAUGAGGACAGUAUCAAUUUGUUUCCGUCAUGCUUGAUGCAAGUGAAUAAAAUAUUUUUACAAAUUUCUUUCAAUCUAAAUUUGUAUUGGUAUUCGAUGUUAUUUUAAUUUUAUUCUACUUUUGAUUUUAAUCUCUGAUGGAAACAGACACGAAUGAACCUUAGGUAUGAGGACAGUAUCAAUUUGUUUCCUUCAUG
Molecule: messenger RNA, 2505 nt
Organism: Hylaeus volcanicus
Lineage: Eukaryota; Metazoa; Arthropoda; Insecta; Hymenoptera; Colletidae
Product: neuropeptide CCHamide-2 receptor-like
Exons: 8
Coding region: 594-1802 (402 amino acids)
Biological process (GO): G protein-coupled receptor signaling pathway
Cellular component (GO): membrane
Molecular function (GO): G protein-coupled peptide receptor activity
Source: RefSeq, a predicted model, not a curated record